AAAAAUUGUUACGAAAAAAGGGAUGUGAAGUUUGAUUCAACAAAUCGGAGUAUAUUUCAAAAAGGAGAAAUAUGCUACAUCACAGCUGAAUAACUAGAAACAUAUUCAUAGUGAAACCUGGAGAGGAAGAAUGUCAAACAAGAUUACAGCAUGGCUUAUCAGCUUUGUGCUGUGGAUCACUGUUCUGGACAUAACACAUGGAGCUGUCCCAAGUUUCACCAGCCCCGCCACAAAUUCAUCGACGUUGACCGUCGCCGAAUCCGUCGCCACCGGCACCGUUGUACUCAGUCUAGCAGCUACCGACGCCGAUGGAGGCGUCAUAACGUUCACAAUAGGGUGGCAGUCCCCGGCCUCGCCCACGAAAUUUGGCGUUACGGGGUCAAACGUCGUAACUACAAACACGUUCGACUAUGAAGUUGCAACUGACCGGCAAUAUGAAUUAGAAAUUGUAGCUACUACUGACGCAGCCGGUACGGAUUCUGCUUCGUCUACCGUCACGAUUACCGUGAACAACGUUAACGACAACCCGCCAUCAUUUUCAUCCAAUAUUUACUACGCCUCCAUAGCGGAAAACACAGCAGCAGGCACAUCUGUCAAGUUACUUACUGUCAACGACGCCGACGGCGAUACAAUGACAAUCUCGAUAACCGCCGGCGACGAAGCCAAUAAAUUUGGCACUAACCUAAAACAGAUAGUUACUUCAAGUAACAUCAUUGAUUACGAGACGUUAUCUGCCGUCAACUUUCAGUAUACGUUAGAAGUUGAAGCCAGUGACGGCGGAUUAACGUCAACGGCCACCGUCAUUAUAUCGAUCACAGGUGAAAACGAGGCCGCUCCAGUAUUUGAGACGACAGGUUUCAGUCCUGUGUUUACCAGCUCCACGACCCCCUACAACAUCGAGGAGGAUUCAACUACCGGAACAACCAUCGUAACGGUGACCGCCUCCGACACAGAUCUCGGGGUGGCUGGGCAGAUCACGUAUAGUCUCGGGACCAUUACUAAAAGCAGUGGGGUUACAGCAUCCGGCAUAUUCCACAUUGACAAAGUCAGCGGGUUGAUUACAACAGCGUCAAACUCAUUCGACCGUGACCCGGUUACAGGAGGUCUCGAGUAUUAUGACGUCACCGUAAUUGCGUCAGACCAGGGUCCGUCUGUUCGGUCGGCUACGGUCGCCAUACGAGUCGGCCUUACGGACGUAAACGAUAACUCACCGGAAUUCGAUAAAAACGUUUACUAUGUCUCUAUCUCCGAGACAGACACUGCAGGUACAAGUGUACUGACGUUAACUGCUACCGACAAAGACGCCACCACGACAUCAUUCAGGUUUACCAUUGAUGCCGCUAGUUCGCCGACGUCUUACUCAACAAAGUUUGAACUAGAUGCCGUGACGCAGAACCAGAUAAAUCUUAAAAGUGUAAUAGACUUGGAUGCUCCGAUCAACGACCCAGACGUCUAUACGUUGGUUAUAGAGGUCGAUGACGGGGUAUCAUCCCCGCUGACAUCAACUGCUACCGUCAUAGUUUCUGUGACGUCGGUGAACGAGUUCACUCCAACUAUCGCAGGCACAACUGUUUUGCUUGAUGAGAAUGCAAGUGUGGGCAGGUCAGUGACAACGGUGACAGGGUCAGAUCCAGACUUUGGCACAUUUGGGGACAUCUCUUUCUCAAUCACAGACAUAUGA
Messenger RNA from Mya arenaria, 1681 nucleotides. RefSeq names its product protocadherin-like wing polarity protein stan. Gene Ontology annotation, molecular function: calcium ion binding. The coding region runs from base 131 to 1681 and encodes 516 amino acids. The transcript has 11 exons. The record is from RefSeq and is a predicted model, not a curated record. Lineage: Eukaryota; Metazoa; Mollusca; Bivalvia; Myida; Myidae. Gene Ontology annotation, biological process: homophilic cell-cell adhesion. Gene Ontology annotation, cellular component: plasma membrane.